Amoebophrya sp. A120 is the source of this 6862-nucleotide messenger RNA. The record is from the annotation of a GenBank genome assembly. Lineage: Eukaryota; Dinophyceae; Syndiniales; Amoebophryaceae.
AUUUGAUGUCACGCACGAAAAUAUUAUAGCAGUUCGAAAUAAAACAACGGAUUUUUUUCGAUUAUUCAUUUCGAUUUCUUCAGUCGACGCGCGUACCUAUCGUGCUACUUCUGCUCCUCGCUCCAAGCAAAACUCGAGCACCGCGACUGCUCCCGACUUCUUCUUUUCAUCUGGUUUCUCUUGCACUCCAGUUGCACUCCAGGAGUCGCCACCAUGGGCGGUCAAAAGAACAAGAAAACACAGCAUCUGCAGCCGGCGGAGCGGAGCCAGGCCUACCGGUCUCUGCGGCACAGGGCGGACACUGCGCAUGUAACGUUUGUUCAAACAAGUAACUCGUCGAAGAAUGGCAAGAAUGUUGCGACUUCUUUAUCGGACGAAGCUGUGGACGAACUAAAUUUGCUGCUGAAGUUCGACUUUGGCGAAAUCAUUUUCGAUGAAACCGAAGCUGCCUACGGUUACGAAACGCACACCUACAACGCUACUCGGAAAGACCUCGUUGCCAAGUUCCAGCCGUUAAAGGAGGCCGAAGUUACCAUCUUGGAGCGGGAGCGCGGCCUUCUUUCACAGGGACAAGGUGCACAAGGUGAAGAACAUGAUCAAGUAGGAAAUGCACAUUCUGAAUCGCUCCUGAUGGCGUGCGAGUUGGGAAAGCUCGCCCCCAUUGCUGAGGACGCGGCUCCUGAGGUGGCAGACGCAGUCCAGGUAUGAAUAUCGUGUUCGUGUUUCUGUUUUUGAUCUUCCAGAUGGCCAAAAGCAAAAGUGGCAAUGUUUUUGCACAGCUGCUUAUUUGAAAAAACAUCAACAAUGCAACUACAGGCUGUGGGUGCCCACGAAGGUAGUUUGACCCCUCCCGCUGAGGAAUGCAAAAAAGCGGAAAAAAGCGACAAUGACGGUUGUGCCGCGUUUGUGCAGGCCAAAACCGCAUCGAUUGGCGCGGACGCGCUGAGCCCGGUGCCAUACCGUCGUGGCAAGGCGGCGUCCAUUGCGCCACCAAAGCCCCCGAUGGGUACCUUUGGAGCUGCCCCUGCAUCGGUAUAUUCAUUCGGAUUUUAGGACUUCGUCUGAGUUUUUCAUUGGUCUACUUCGUUCUGUCAUCUGAAGCAUCAAUCAUGGAAAUGGUAUGGAGUCGAACUUCCCCUUUGAGAUCAUGAACCGGAUGAGGCUCCGGAUCUUUCUCGUCGUUAUGUUCUUUGUUCAUUGAUGACGAUCAAUAUAGAAGUAGAAGACCAAAAAUUUGAAUUGUCCGACCAAAAAUAGGCCUCCUUUCCCUCCGCGUCCGCACCGGUCGUGCUAGAAAAUUUGCAGCCAAAGCAAGCCACCGACACGUCCGAUGGCAAAAACCCGCACCAAAUAGAUGCCCCUGCUACCAGUCCUGCCAGUCCGCGUGCGCGCGACGAAAAAGUGGUGGAGUUUCGGAUCAGCAUGCUGCACCAUUGCGCAUUAUCCGACUACAAGGCCUACCGCUUGGACGAAUACAAGGAAAAGCAGAAACAGCUGGAGACCUUGCUGAAGGGCAAAACUGUCGCGGAGAAGCGGCGGUGGGAACUGCCGGCUUUGGGGAAAAAUACCGGAGCAGGAAUUGUUAACGGCGCUGGCGCGAGUAGUUCUUCCUCGACGGCAAUGGUGACGCAAAACAAGGCAGCCGACAGCUCUCCUUCCGCCAAAGUGAAAGUUGCAACCGGACUACCGGGGAAGAAUAAAAAUGUGAAAACUCCGAGCACUGCGAAGGUGGACAACAAAGCCAGUCCGGCGAACAAGAAAACGGAAAAGAAGGAGGUGAAAAAGUCGCCGCGCCGGGGCCCUCCGUCCGCACAGAAAGUUCCCCCGGUCGUCAUCGUGCCGGUUGUCGGAGCAAAGGAGAGCGACGUGCCCUUUGGCGUCGAACUGCCGAAGAAGGUGGACGGGAAGGUUGGUCGUCCUAUCGUAAAGGGCGGUGCAGCCGCUGGUCCUGGUGCCAAGGCACAAGUCCACGUGGGGCCCGGCAGCAGUUCGAGCAAGAAGGAAGAGUCCGCUGCCCCGCCGGCAGGCGGAAACAAGGAGAAGCUGCUGGACGUCGAUGACGAUCCGGAACAAAAGCAGCUGGUAGCAGAACUAGAAAUCGGAGCCGAAGCGCCGCAACUACAACUAGACGAGGACAAGACUACUGGUGAGAAAAACGUCGAAAACGAAAACCUCUCCGCAACUGGAGGUGAUCAAAAAUCAUCCAAUCCGAAAAAUGUUCAAAGUGAAAAAGACCAAAAUGGUUCUGCGCCACCGUUGGAUGAGGAUAACAAGAAUAUCAACACGCUCUCCGGUGCCGCAGCGGCCACUACGUCAGCGAAGAAUGUGAUCACCGUCGAAGGUAUUUUGGCGGAGAACAUCAGUACCAACCAGCAACCUUCCUCGAAUUUACCCGCUAGCAAUGCCAUGACGGAGGCAGCUCUCUGUGCUUUCAACACGAAGAACAAACUCGCUCCGUCCGCCAUGGCGCAGGAGACCGCGGACGCUGCCUACAAGCGCGCAAACGCCGACCGGCCGAUCUACGCGACUCUGUUUGAAACGGCGAACCAACUGCCACCCUGGUGGGACGAAGACAUUCUGGAGGCCGCCGACUGGGCUGUGUUCGAAGAGAAGAAGUGGUGGCAGAAGCAUUUCCAAACUGGUUGGACGUCCGCAGAGCAAGCGUCAGCCGCAUCAGCUUCAAGCACGUUGUUUACUGGUCCAUCUUGCACAGCAGGGAACGGGACAGGGACAGCCACCGAAUUGGAUCGGGUUCCGUACCUCGGAAAUAAACAAGCAGCUCCAGACGUUGCCAUGUCCGCUGCAAUUGCUUGUACGGGGGCAAUGAUGGCCCUGGAAGGCGGAAGAGCCUCGGAAGUGGCGUACUUGAAAUCAAAAGAAGUGCAACUUUCUGCCUACCAGCAGCAACUUGCGUCUGCUUUUGACAACGGGUACAAAAAUAGCGCGGCUGCAUGGCGGUCUACUGGACGAGGAAACUCCGGAUCCGCAGCAGCUCCUUCGAACUCUAAUGCGGCCGCUCCUGGCGCUUCUGGAGCAACAUCAGCUGGAAAGCCUCAGAUGAAGAACGCCGGGUCUACUGGCCGUGCUGGCGCAGGUGUGAAGCAACUGAUCCGGCAGUGGGAGCAAAGUGGAGUCAUUAUCAAACCGGCGCGGAACCUGGACCUCCUUGUGAAGCGGUGGGGCGAGGCGAUGCAGCAGGGGAAGAAAUUCGACGAGGUUGCGGAACAGCAGAAGAUGAUCGAUUUCGCAUUCUGGUGGGACAAGACGCCCGGGGAACAGCCUGAAGAGGUCGUGGAGGUGGAACACAACGGGGAGAAGUUGGAGUCGGAAGAGCUCGCAGGCGUUGGUGCCUGCGCCUCGCCAAAACUGCAUGGAACAACGGCGCAGCCACAAGAUCAAGAUGCAAGUGUGGGUGAUGGAGAAGGAAAGGAAACAAACGCGGACAACGAGAAGGGGAAUCCGAAUCACAUCAACUCCGCUGAUGUUGAGGUUGCUGAGGAACGUACAGCAGUGCUACACGUUGCACAGCCCUCCGAUCAGCAAAAACUACCGGAGAAAAACAAUGAAGCAAGUGCAGACAAGACAGGCGCGCCGACGUCGACAACAGGAGGAACUGCAGCCGUAAAAAUUCUCGACGAUCAUAACCAGCGCAUCCUGGAAGAACGGCACUUGGAAAGAAUGAAGAAACUACAGAAACUGGGAAUGGACGAGGAUUGCAAGAAAAUCGAGGAACUGUGGAACGGAGGUGCACGCGGAGUCGGACUUGGAGAUCCCAGCACUAAUUUUGCGACAGUGGUAAACCUUUUCAAGAACACGAACGAAAAGAGAGCUGACGAUAAAGAAGGGGUGCCAGAUGAAAGCAGCUCCGGCAAAGAAAAAGAUUCGGCGCUCGACGGUGCGAAGAAUGUUGAACGUUGUCCGGAAGCAGAUGUAAAGACGGAAAAGCACGACGAUACGGGUACGGAGGAGAAAGCGGUCGAGCAGAAGUGUUCCCUCAACCUAGGAAACACGACGGAGGAGGAUUCGUCGGAGAUGCCGGCAUCGGUGCAGCUUUCCGAGAACAAAGCCGCCGAAGUGCCUGCAGAAGUGAAGUCCGUAAACGUGGAGGAAACGAACAAGACUUCGUCUGCGACUUCCGUUAACGAACCCAUCACCGUUGAGCGCAUCAGAGCCGCGACCUCCGGCGUUUCCUGUACACCGGUGAAGGAAAAUGAUGAAAAACCCAAUGAGAUCAACUCGUCGCUUAACCAGCCCAGCACAAUUGACCGGAGUCUGAAUUCUUCUACACUAUUGGGAAUGACCGCUGCAAAUAAGCCGAAAGAGGAAUUAGUGAACUACACACCGAUCAUACCGAAAAACCAGGAACUUUCUGUUCCUGGAGCUUCAAGUAGUUCAACGCCCGGGGUCAUACAGCUCAACACUGACACCUCAUCUUUGUCGUGUACGGCCGACGGCGUUGCACCCUUGCCCAACACUUCUACUGCUUCCAACGGACGAGGAUUCUUACAGCGGCCUGUCGGCAUUUUGGGAAACAUCUUUUCGUGGAAGCCGAAAUCGUUGCUGUCACCGAUGGCAUCUUCCCCAGGCUGCAAUAGUCGUGGCUUUCAGCCGCUACUGUCGCAAAAACUGCUGGAAGAGAGCCGUGAUGGCGGUGUCAAAGGGGAGAAUCAGCAGCAGGCAGAGAAGACCAUGCCUGCUCCAGCAGCAGAAGGCAGCAACGCUGCAUCCAGUACGGUCCUGUCCGGUGCUCCUCCUGCUCCAGCGUCUGCUUCAACAUCUGUGCAGGAACCAAGUACUAGUACACAACCGGCUCCUGCAGCACUCGUUGCCAAGAAGCCGCCAACCUUACCAGUUGUAGCGACGCAACCUAAACUUCCCAGACAGGAACAAGCAAACGCGAAGAGUACGCGGAAAGAAACUGAAACCAAGCUCACAGCGACGCAACAAUCGUUGGGGACCAAUGACCUGCGCCGGGGAUUGUCAACAGGACAGGACCAGGAACAAGCAGUCGAGGAUUACGAGGAAGACGCCCCAGAGCGCGUCUUCCACCGGGCCCGUGUUCACAGCUUCAUGGAGCAGGAGAAAGAGCGACAGGCGAAAAAGAGUUUCUUGAAGCAGGCUGGAGUUCCAGUUGAAGAGCAACAAGCUUUGUUGAACGACUUCAACGUGAGUCCGGAACAAGCUGCGAAAGCGCAGAAGAUCCUGCAGCAGGAGCAGCUCGCCCAGCCGUACUACUUGGACAGGAGAGAGGCGGCGAAAAAGCAAGCGGAAACGGAUUUAAAAAGCCGGAGGAACGAUAAAUCGAGUGAAAACUUCACCUUCCUCAUGUUCAACGCGCACGUUGCUAACAUUUUCCGGCCAUCCAAUCGUCCGCCGAAGGAGAAGAGUGUUCCUGUUUCUCAGCCGACGAACAAAAGCAGUGCCACGGCAUCCGCAUCGUCGGCGCCUCCUUUGCAAGCACCUAAACCUGCCGCCGCAAGAUUAGUAGCUACAUCUUCUCUCGCGGUUCCGGCUCCUGCAAGGAGUACAAUCACCACGAACAAGAUUGAAAACAGUACUACGGGGGACAGCAGCGCAAAUGCACCAUCUGGAACGAGCAGCGCUGCUGGCAAGAACAAUACCGAAACCUGCGAAACUGGACCUGCAGCUGCAGACGCAACCAAUGUAGAAGCUGCUGCCCCUGCCCCGCCUGCGGUUUUUUCAUCGGGAAAAAGUAAAGACGGUGAAGAAAACGCGGCUACGUCUAAGGGCGACCCCACGACGAACUGCGACAAGGACAGUACGAACGAAGGCGCUACCGGUACCGGACCACAGUCGAAAGAGAACGUUUCGAAAGAAGGCAGCACGGAGGACGUGAUGAACGCGACGAAAGAGGCCGCGGAAGCCGCUCCAGCACCUAGUUGCGCGAAAUUUUUCCCGCCCUGGUUCGACGAUGCAGAAGGCUAAAGCUGCAGGGAGAUUCUGUAGUUGUAAUUCAUUGAGUCGCUAAACAACACAACUCUGACUCUGUCCUUAACACCUUUUUCCUAAAAACUGUAUACUUCGUACCAAUCUCACUCACACUAUCGUGCGUCGAGCAUAAAGAACAGUGGAUGUUAUUUCACAUUCAAGCCAAGUUAGUAGGAGUAGAAAAUCAAAAUUCAAGACCUCCGAGUCCGAGCAGCAGCCCCUCGAGCAGGCGUCGUUCAUGAGAUAGAAGAUACAAGACUGCGCUUCGCAAAAGAAAUACUAAUACAAUGAGAAAGCGAAAAGAUGACAAAGAAUAAGAAAUGUGAGAUGCUCAUAUCUACGUUUAUUCUACUGCUUCACCGUCCGAUAGAUUUAGAUAAUCAAGUUUUCAACAAUCGCUACGAAAUAAAAAUGGGUAUUUACUUCUGCGUUGCAUUUCCAUUUUCGUCUUGAUAGAUAGUUCGCUUGGUAUCGUCUUCCUUCCAGAUUGUUGAGAAGGACACAAGUAAUCAAAUCAUUUCAGAGUUUCAAACGCAGUGUUUAUUUUUGAGUGAUGGCACUUUUUUAGAAUCGUUUCUUGCUUUUCAACUUUCAAUUCAGGCACUCUCACGAUUAGAGUUAUAAACGAAUUUAAAAAAACGCGUAUUCUUGCCGUGGUAUUUCUAGAAAAAACAAGUUUCACCUACUGUCUACGCUUCCAUUUGUGUACAAUUUUAUUUGUUUAGGCUUGGACUCAUCAGAAAAACGACUAUACGAGAAAACAAUAUGACACGAUUUAUGAUUUUAUAUGUUUCCAUUCUAUGUCUGGUUGAUGGCGCUAAUAUGGUUGAAGCUAUUCCAAUCGACAAUGACACUGUAUACAAGGAAUUAAUGCAACCAUUGAUUAAAACAAAAAGAAGAAACUCGCCACCAG